GCUGUACGUCUCUUUGCACAGACCCGCAUCACGCCCUGUACACUGAUGGAGGAAAAGGACAGCAACGAGAAUGAGGGCUACACCGGGGAGAUAAAGGGGGGACUGCGGCCUUCAAUGAAACUGGUUGUAAUGGGAAUUGUCAACAAAAAACCUCAAAGUAUGGAGGUGCUGGUGUCAAGUCAGCUGCGGGAUGAGGAGGGGGCUGACGGGGCUGACGGGGCAGAGGGGGACGUGGGGUUGCAGCUGAAGAUCAGUUUUAAGGAGAAGGCGAUCCAGAGAAACGCUCGACUCAACGGGAAGUGGGGUCUGGCUGAAAACACUCUGUCCUUCUUUCCCUUUGCCUCCGGAGAGCCUUUCAAGAUGGAGAUAGUAUGUGAGCACCAGCAGUUCCGUAUACUGGUGGAUGGACAGCCUCUGUGUGGUUUUUCUCAUCGCUUCACCCCUCUGGCCUCUCUCACCUCUUUACGAGUGUUUGGAGACCUGCAGCUCACAAAGGUGGCCUAACGGAAACGAUGAUUAGCUGUGUGUUUCUUUAGAAAAGUGCUACGAACAAAUCAACCCAUGAUAAAACUGCAUGGGUUUACUUGUUCCAAACAGAAUUACACCUGACUCAAAAUAAUGUCAAGACCAAGUGCCUUCACUAGGUUCACCGCAGAGGAGCAGGGAGUUACUGGCUGAAUGUAACUGGCAAUGAUGGUUUAUGUUCGACCACCGAUCUGAUCCAAAUCUUUGCAAUUAUAGAUCCAGUUAUUUCAUUUGUUAUUUACGAUGGCUAAUUAGACAGAGAAGUACAAAAAUCGAUUGGUCUAAAUAUGGUUUAGUGGACAUUUAAUGAGUUAAAGUUGCAAAAUGUAACUUUUCUGCUGCCUGUUUUUCUCCAUGAAUAUGUUAUUGCUUUGUCCGUAUGUUUAACUGCUUAAAAUCUGCUUAAAAUCUGCUUAAAAACGUUCACUGAUGGUCUCCAUGGAGAUAGACAAGCUGAAUGUCAUACUGUGGAACAUUCGAGACAAAGCAAUAACCUUUCCCUGGAGAUAAGCGUUUUAGUCGAUGUUAGAGGAAGUAAUAACGGACAAGAACAGGUAUUAAAAUAAUCUGAGUGGACACAUAUAUGCAGUCUGUUCGUCUUAAUUUAUAAAUGGUGGUACCAUGAUAAAAUGUUAUAAUUUGCAUCAGUUCCUACUUCUUUAAAAAGGGGUGUCUUUCUUAAUUUAGCAAGAAAAUAUGUCUCAAAGAGGGAUUAUAAAGAGAAGCUUAAUUGUUUAUUCUGAAACACUUAAUCCUCUGAAUUAAAAUGAAUGUGACUGAUGCGUGCGUGAGCCUAGCGCAGUACUGUAACAGGUGUAAUCAUGUAAUGUAGCCCACAGUAGUGCAUGCCAUUUACACACAGUGACUUUGAGUUCCCUUAAAAGUAAUAUUUUCAAUCAUAAACUAAAUACACUUUUGUUUGGUAUCAUAAUAAGUUUUGUACAAUUUUAAGCUCUAGACAAUUACUUGAUUUUCCUUCUAAGCACUUUGUACGGUAAUGUUUCAUGUUGCAAUAAAUGACUUAGUUGUUA
Molecule: messenger RNA, 1556 nt
Organism: Periophthalmus magnuspinnatus
Lineage: Eukaryota; Metazoa; Chordata; Actinopteri; Gobiiformes; Gobiidae
Product: Galectin-related protein A-like
Exons: 4
Coding region: 46-504 (152 amino acids)
Molecular function (GO): carbohydrate binding
Source: RefSeq, a predicted model, not a curated record